AUGAAUUCGGGUUCUGCUAGAGAUUACUAUUACCCCAGCCAGCCCGAGCCGUACCGUGACUCGAGGGACUCGCUUCAGCACAGCCGGAACCACAACCAUCAUCAUAGUGGUUCAAAUAGUCACAGUCAUAGCCACAGCCAUGGUGACCGCAAAAGCUCACACCACCGGAAGAGCUCCAAGAAUAAUCGCAAUCCUCACCACGAUCGCCAUCUCGCCGAAGGAGCCGCAGUUGCUGCGGCGGUUGCCGAGGCCGUUCACCAUCACCGAAAGAAGGAGGGAGAGGACGUGAGCUCUGGAUUUGGUCAUAUUAUUCGAACUGUGGGUGCUGGUGCGCUUGGAGCUGUGGCUGCCAAUGAAAUUGAGAGAGCACAUGAUGCGCAUCGCAGCAAGAGAGAACAUUCAUCGAGUGGACGUCAUCACAGUCAUGAUUAUGGGCACCAUGGGCACCAUAAGAGAUAA
Messenger RNA from Penicillium pulvis, 459 nucleotides. RefSeq lists its product as uncharacterized. Bases 1 to 459 code for a protein of 152 amino acids. The record is from RefSeq and is a predicted model, not a curated record. The transcript has a single exon. NCBI's taxonomy places the organism in Eukaryota, Fungi, Ascomycota, Eurotiomycetes, Eurotiales, Aspergillaceae.